Molecule: messenger RNA, 1096 nt
Organism: Triticum aestivum (bread wheat)
Lineage: Eukaryota; Viridiplantae; Streptophyta; Magnoliopsida; Poales; Poaceae
Product: dehydration-responsive element-binding protein 1B
Exons: 1
Coding region: 89-916 (275 amino acids)
Biological process (GO): regulation of DNA-templated transcription
Molecular function (GO): DNA-binding transcription factor activity; DNA binding
Source: RefSeq, a predicted model, not a curated record
CACCCACCCAAACACCGCCGUUGAAACCUCCAGUUCUCAGCGGAAACACAGCAACCUGCUCAACCGUCUCCACUAGCUCUCGACCAAGAUGGACGUCGCCGACGCCGCCUCCUCAUCUGGCCAGGAGCAGCAGGGGCACAGGACGGUGUCGUCUGAGCCGCCGAAGCGCCCCGCGGGGCGGACCAAGGUGCAUGAGACGCGCCACCCGCUGUACCGCGGCGUGCGGCAGCGGGGCCGGGUCGGGCAGUGGGUGUGCGAGGUGCGCGUGCCCGGGGUGAAGGGCUCCAGGCUCUGGCUCGGCACCUUCGCCACCGCCGAGAUGGCGGCGCGCGCGCACGACGCAGCCGUGCUCGCGCUCUCCGGCCGCGCCGCCUGCCUCAACUUCGCCGACUCCGCGUGGCGCAUGCUGCCCGUGCUCGCGGCCGGGUCGUUCGGCUUCGGCAGCGCGCGCGAGAUCAAGGCGGCCGUCGCCGUCGCCGUCGUGGCUUUCCAGAAGGAGCAGAUUAUCCCAGUCGCCGUCGCCGUCGUGGCGCUACAGAAGCAGCAGAUUAUCCCAGUCGCCGUCGCCGUCGUAGCGCUCCAGAAGCAGCAGAUUCCAGUCGCCGUCGCCCUGGUGGCGCUCCAGGAACAGCAGGUCCCAGUGGCUGUCGCCGUCGUGGCGCUCCAUCGGCAGCAGGUUCCAGUCGCGUGCCCGGCAACCUCCGGCCCGGGCAGCGCUCUGUUUUACAUGUCGUCCAGCGACUUGUUGGAGCUGGACGAGGAGCAGUGGUUUGGCGGCAUGGAGGCCGGGUCGUACUACGCGAGCUUGGCGCAGGGGAUGCUCGUGGCACCGCCGGACGAAAGAGCGAGGCCGGAGGACGGCGAGCAGAGCGGCGUCCAGACGCCGUUAUGGAGCCAGAGCCACCUGUUCAACUAAUUUAGCAGUGUAAAGCUGUACCAUAGAUAGCAUCUUGUUCCUUCGUUGUACUUCAUUGUACUACUAUAAGCUCCCGGUUUGAGUAUUUGUGACGUAGGGGAUUCGCCUUCUUCCUGAUUUGGGAAAAACAGAGUAGGUGGUGUGUUCCUUCAUUCAUAGUAGUAGUGUUUGUCAAGUUCC